AUGGAUCAUCUAAUUUCUCCUCUUUCUCCAACACCACCUUCAAACAGGUGGUGGUCAGAAAAAACAACGGCGGUUGUGACCGGAGCAAACAAAGGUAUAGGUUUUGCGGUUGUCAAGAGGUUAUUGGAGCUUGGACUAACCGUCGUCUUAACCGCCCGAAACGAGGAAAAUGGAAGCCACGCCGUCGAUUGUCUCCGCCGCAUUGGUUUUCGAAACGUUCGUUUCUUUUGUCUCGACGUCUCCGAUCCUCCAUCCAUUGCCACCUUCGUCUCCUGGUUCCGUCUCAACUUUGGAGUACUCGACAUUCUGGUGAACAACGCCGCCGUUUCGUUUAACGAGGUCGGCGAUAAUUCAAUCAAAAAGCCAGAGACCACAAUCAAGACCAACUACUACGGUGCUAAGCUUUUAACGGAGGCGCUCUUGCCGUUAUUUAGCCGUUCGGUCUCCGUUAGCCGCAUUCUUAACAUUAGUUCAAGGCUUGGUGCAUUAAACAAACUAAGAAACCCUAGUAUACGACAAACCCUAGAAGAUGAAAGCCUCACCUACGAACAAAUCGACGCGACGGUGAAUCUAUUUCUAGAUGAGGUAAAGAGUGGAAACUGGGAGAAGCAAGGAUGGCCGGAGAAUUGGGCGGACUACGCGGUCUCUAAAAUGGCCUUGAACGCUUACUCUAGAGUUUUGGCUCGACAUAACGACGGCAAGAAACUAAGUGUGAAUUGCUUCUGCCCUGGUUUCACUCGCACGUCUAUGACCGGUGGUCAGGGGACUCACACGGCGGACGAAGCUGCUGCAACCGUCGCCAAGUUGGUGUUGCUUCCUCCGGAGAAUCUGACCUCCGGCAAGUUUUAUAUAUGCUCACAUCAGAAGAAAAUUAUUUCCAAGUUGUGA
Messenger RNA from Microthlaspi erraticum, 888 nucleotides. The record is from the annotation of a GenBank genome assembly. NCBI's taxonomy places the organism in Eukaryota, Viridiplantae, Streptophyta, Magnoliopsida, Brassicales, Brassicaceae.